AUGCUGUAUCUCAAAAGUAAAGUCGAAAGUAAAGAAAAUACAGGCCUGGAUAUCAUUACAAGAAGGUGUCAAACUACACUAACACUUCAUUCUUGUUUUUUCUUCCUGCAGAAAUGCAUCGAAUGCAGCAGCUGCAAAGGGAGCAACCAACAUCUGAAGAGAAACUACCAGGGAAGUAGUGAGCAAACUCCAGCAUUCAAAUCCUGCAGUGAGGACCGACUGAUAGAAAAGAAGCAAAGCCCAACCAGUGGGAGGAAGUAUUCCAAGAAGGCCACAGAUUAUGACGAUGAGAGUGAGGGUCAGGCUGACACUGGGCAGGGUAAAGGUCCCCAGAGCAGAUGUUACAGCUGUGGCCGCAGAAAGAGCAAGCAGGACGAUGAGUGUUGUGGGGAUCGUGGCAGUAAAGGUACCCGUGCCGCCAAGGACAGGUCAGACCAGCACUACUUUGACACCAGGAUCAGUGACAUCACCUCAAAGCACCUUCAGGAGAAGAGCCUCUUCCCAUGGAACGCGGAGCAGAGCGGCAGGGUGUGGACCCGGCAGAGCUCUCUGCUUCUUCCCUAUGAGUGGGAGGAUGACUGUGAGAUGAUCGACUGGGUGAUUGACCAGUACGUACAGGAGGACAGCAGCAUCUCUGCCUUCUACAAGGGCAGGCUCAUCCUGACCCUGAAGGACGCUCUGGGAAUCACCACCGUGACUGCUGAUGCAGGGAACCUCCCGAGAAGCCUCCAGGGUCACCAGUUUGAAGCAAACAUCCCCAUCAUCCCAGAGUACUGCUUCCCGGAAUCUUCGACUGAUUGCCAGCCAUGUGAGGAAGAAUGCGACAGAGAGCCCCAGACCCCACAAGACCCCAGCCCUGCGGCACUCUGUGACAGCGCAGCACAGACAGCUGGGCAAUCUGAUGAAAGCCACCCAGCCAGUGAAGAACAGUAUUACCAGGCGAACAUGUGGAAACAAUGUCACGCCAACGUGAUGAAUCGAUGCCAGGACAAUGUGGGCCAACAAUGCCAGGAGGACGAUGUUGGCCAACAAUGCCAGGAGGACCAUGUUGGCCAACAAUGCCAGGACCAUGUGGGCCAACAAUGCCAAAACAAUGUGUGUCAACAAUGCCAGGACCAUGUGGGCCAACAAUGCCAGGACCAUGUGGGCCAACAAUGCCAAGACCAUGUGGGCCAACAAUGCCAGGACCAUGUGGGCCAACAAUGCCAAAACAAUGUGUGUCAACAAUGCCAGGACCAUGUGGGUCAACAAUGCCAACAAUGCCAGGACCAUGUGGGCCAACAAUGCCAAGACAAUGUGGGCCAACAAUGCCAGGACAAUGCAGUCCAACGAUUCCAAGACAGUGCAGUCCAAACAUGCCCGGAGAAUGUGGGCCAAAGAUGCCAUUGCAAUGCGGUGAAACCAUGCCAGGACAAUGCAGUGAAGCCAUGCCAGGACAAUGAUGCGGUGAAACCAUGCCAGGAUGCGGUGAAACCAUGCCAGGAUGCGGUGAAACCAUGCCAGGAUGCGGUGAAACCAUGCCAGGAUGUGGUGAAACCAUGCCAGGAUGUGGUGAAACCAUGCCAGGAUGCGGUGAAACCAUGCCAGGAUGCGGUGAAACCAUGCCAGGAUGCGGUGAAACCAUGCCAGGAUGUGGUGAAACCAUGCCAGGAUGUGGUGAAACCAUGCCAGGACAAUGCGGUGAAACCAUGCCAGGAUGUGGUGAAAACAUGCCCAGACAAUGUAGUGAAGCCAUGCCAGGACAAUGUGGGCCAAAGAUGCCAGUGCAAUCCGUGCCAGGAUGUGGUGAAACCAUGCCAGGAUGUGGUGAAACCAUGCCAGGAUGUGGUGAAACCAUGCCAGGAUAUGGUGAAACCAUGCCAGGAUGAGGUGAAACCAUGCCAGGAGAACGUGGUGAAACCAUGCCGGGAUGUGGUGAAACCAUGCCAGGAUACAGUGAAACCAUGCCAGGAUGUGGUGAAACCAUGCCAGGAUGUGGUGAAACCAUGCCAGGAUGUGGUGAAACCAUGCCAUAUGGUGAAACCAUGCCAGGAUGUGGUGAAACCAUGCCAGGAUGUGGUGAAACCAUGCCAGGAUGCGGUGAAACCAUGCCAGGAUGCGGUGAAACCAUGCCAGGAUGCGGUGAAACCAUGCCAGGAUGCGGUGAAACCAUGCCAGGAUGCGGUGAAACCAUGCCAGGAUGCGGUGAAACCAUGCCAGGAUGUGGUGAAACCAUGCCAGGAUACGGUGAAACCAUGCCAGGAUGAAGCCAUGCCGGUGAAACCAUGCCAGGAUGCGGUGAAACCAUGCCAGGGUGAAACCAUACAGUGA
Molecule: messenger RNA, 2310 nt
Organism: Leucoraja erinaceus (little skate)
Lineage: Eukaryota; Metazoa; Chordata; Chondrichthyes; Rajiformes; Rajidae
Exons: 8
Coding region: 1-2310 (769 amino acids)
Source: RefSeq, a predicted model, not a curated record